CCCCGCGCUGAGGUGAACCAUCCCUUUCUGUGUGUAGUCCGCUCUACAGGCCUGCUCGGUGCUCUGCGCGCAACAGCAACGCCGCGUCGCGGCCCCGAUCAGGAAGUGAAUUUGAAGAAAAUAAGCGACUGUGGAGGUAGAAUGACAUAGAGGGGGAGAGGUGGGAGAGAAGCAAGCGGAGAAAGAAGAGACUAUCGGAGGGAGGGAUCGACCCUAUUUCUGGACCUUUGCAUUGGAGCUGCUCCCCGCUGGGAUACACCGCACCGCCAAAAAAAAUGCUCAUAAAGGAAUUUCGAGUGAUUCUUCCUAUCUCUGUUGAGGAGUACCAGGUCGGCCAGCUGUACUCUGUGGCCGAGGCCAGUAAGAAUGAGACGGGUGGAGGCGAAGGAGUGGAGGUGCUUAAAAAUGAGCCGUACGAGAAAGAAGGAGAGAAGGGACAGUACACACACAAAAUCUACCAUUUGCAGAGUAAAGUGCCGUCAUUCGUCAGAAUGUUGGCUCCGGCUUCAGCUCUCAACAUCCACGAGAAGGCCUGGAACGCAUACCCAUACUGUCGCACAGUUAUCACUAACGAGUAUAUGAAAGAUAACUUCUUGAUCAAGAUCGAGACAUGGCACAAACCUGACACUGGACAUCUCGAAAAUGUACACGGUUUGGAUCCAGAAACCUGGAAGAAGGUGGAUGUAGUCUAUAUUGAUAUUGCGGACAGAACCCAAGUGGAGCCGAAGGACUACAAGCCAGAGGAGGAUCCCUGCAGGUACAAGUCAGUGAAGACAGGACGAGGCCCUCUCGGACCCGACUGGAAGAAGGAGCUCCCUAACAAGAAAGACUGCCCACACAUGUGUGCCUACAAACUGGUCACUGUCAAAUUCAAGUGGUGGGGUCUGCAAAAUAAAGUGGAGAACUUCAUUCAGAAGCAAGAGAAGCGUUUGUUCACUAAUUUCCACCGUCAGCUCUUCUGCUGGAUUGACAAGUGGAUUGACUUGAACAUGGAAGACAUUCGUCGCAUGGAGGAGGAGACGCGCAAGGAGCUAGAUGAGAUGAGAGUGAAGGACCCAGUGAAAGGGAUGGUGGCUCUAGAGGACUGAGGUUGUGUUGGACUGUGAAUGCUGCUGCUCAUCAGACCAGAAUACCCAGACACCAGCGGAUUCACAUCCCCCCACUAUUCCAACCGACACAACACCUGACCGGCCGGUCCAAACCCCACAACCCCUGACCCCAAACCUCCACCCUCCUGUGGCCCCCACCCGCCCCGGUACAGUCUGGUUUUCAGGGACCUGGACCCAGUUUUCAGCUGAUCUCCACCACAUCCCACCUCCCCUCGACUCCCAUCUGUUUUCUCUUUGUUUUUCCAUUCAGUGUCCCCAUCUUAUUAACUGCUCUGAGGCCUCCAGUAGCAACACUAUAGAUCUCGUCAGUCAGUCCUCUCAGUCUCUAAACUAACGGAGAAUAGUGUAAUUUACUGUAUCUCUGCAAUUUUAGGGUUUAUUUCUAUUUAAGAUAUCCCAAUGGUGUGUAUAUACAGUAUACCGUGUAACGGGGAGCUGAAUUAUUGUAUUGAAAUAUACAGUAUAUAUAAAUAUAUAUAUAAAUAUAUAUAAACAGGGUUUUUAAAAUGAUUUUGUCUGUAAGUUUGUCUGUGGAUGUUAAUUUUUUUUUCCAGACCAAGCUGUUUCUGCUCAGUGUUGAGUUUUUCUUGUUUGUUUUUUUUUGUUUUGUUUUGUUUUUUUUCGAUUUGUCAUCGUGCUUCCUUCUCUCCAUUUGUGUCACGCUUUCUGCAGUGUUUUCCUUUUUUGUCGUUCAAAUCAGUUUUUGCAAAAUCUACAAAACUGCAGCUGAAAAGGUCGGGAUUGUGCCGAGAGUGUGCUGUAUGAUGUCUCUGCCGUACUCCUGACCUGCCAUACAGGACACCCGCCCCCCCACCCCCCAAGUAUUCCCCAAAUUUAGUAUGUCGAGGCAUCCUCUGGCUUUUUUCUGCUGCUUUGUGAGUUUGUGUGCGCGCUUCUGUUUGUGUGUGUGUACCGUAUAUGCGUGUGUGUUUCCGUUUGUGUACAGUUUCUUGCCAUUUUUUUUCUCUCUUUCGCACAAUCAUUUCUAUCUCUUCAAUUUCAUCAGACUGUUCAAACAGACAAUGCAGUAGUUGAAGAUCAAGUCCGAUUUUAAACAUACAGUGAUGCACACACACGCACACACACACAGACAGAUAGUACAUAAGGAUAGAAGUCAUGUAUCAAUCAGUGAAGGGGAAAUGCACAGCAGACCAGCCAUAAAUGAGCCUCUUUUUAUCUUCGUGUCUGACAGUCUUCCUGUCGACAGGCUUCAUGCGCUUUUUAACUGCAGUGCUUGUUAACGUGGCGGCGAUUUUACCCAUUAGCGGUCGUGCGGCUCUAUUGGCUUGCUGUAGAUAGAUAAAUGGUUCUUUGAAAAGCAAAACGUACUGCUUCAAUCCUUGCCCUGUCACCCAUCCUGUCACCUCCAGUGGAUAAAUGGUCUUAUCCAGCGAUAGCAAUAACUACCAUGACACGUUGGUCUCUCCCGUAUCAUCGCAAAAAUUCAAUCUACUGUUUGUUUCCCGUCCUGGACAACAGUUUUUUAGCAAAGCGGAGCCCCGAGCUGAGAGUCGAGGAUGGUUAAGUUGUUGAUUAGUUAUUUAUUAAAUGCUGGUUUUAAUUUGUGUGUCGUCUUUGGAUCCGAUUCCGAAGCCUGUUGUUUGUUAUAGUGUGGUUUUUUGGUGUAUGCAUGAGUGUAGAUGAGUGAAGUACAGUGGCGUGUCUUUGGAGAGAUCUGAUACUGGCUGGGUAAAAAGACAGGAGGAAGUAAUAUAGCUAGAGGAGUGAUAACAGCAGGAGCCUGCCCUCUUGUUCUUGUUGACGUCUGUUUGGCCUCCUCUGUCGUCACUCGGUUACUUUUAUCAUCCUCUGUUCCAUCCUUUGUUUACUUUUCGCUCCGCAUCUUUUAACCGUGUGGACACUUUAAAGAGCAAGCAACAGAUAACGUCCAAAGGCAAUUAAUACAUUUGAAUCAUUACAAAAAAGGGUCAAUGCUAAAAAAAACUGCCACCAGAACAAUCAGACCUUCUGUUUAAGCACUUAAAUUGCAGGGGUUUGAUUGAUUUGAGGUCCAUAUCUACUUUUUUGACAAGAAGAUGUGAGCAGCUGUUUGGCGAGAUCUCUAUUAAAGGUGCAAUAUGUAAGAACUGGCCACCCUUACUGUUGCUAACUGUGGCUGCCAUUAGCUAAUUAGCUCAGUUAGCCAUGCAGCUAGCAGUCUGGACAGGGAGCGGGACGGGCUGGGGCUAAUUUCAGUAGAUAUAUGUGCAACAUGAUACAUCAGCGUCAGUCAGCAUUCUGUUGAUGAUUCUCGAAUGUUUUAAACUUAAAUUCUUACAUAUCACACCUUUAAGUUAAUAUUAAUCAAUGUCUGGAUCAUUUUUAAAUCACCAGCUCAAUCAAAUAUUAGCACUUGCAUCUAUUUGCUUAAAAAUGUAACAAUGUAUGCACAUAAUUGAUCUAAUUAGAGCAUUACAAUGCACACUUGUGUGAAAUCUGAGUGUCUGUUAAACAGUACGUAGAUCAAUUCCACUUAAGGGCUUUCCAUUGGCAAGUCCAAUUUUGAAGAAGAAGUCUAUUGGCCCAAUACAUAAGCAUUUUGUAAGAAGUGAUUUUUAUUUGUUUCUCAUUUUAUAGGGCAGACCGUUGUAGCGAGCAACAAAAUGACAUGACGGAGUGGAGCAAACCAAACCGCCAGAAUAAAUGUUGGUAGUGAACGUUUCUGUAAAUCACAGAUGUGUCGAAGCUUUGCGUUUCUUUAUGUUGCAAAUUUACGUUUCUUCAGAUUCAAGUUCAGCUUUAGAUGUGCAGUGAUUAUGUUCUGAUUAAGCUGAGGCACGAGAACACUUUGGUUAGCGCCAGGAGAAGAUCGCGCUCCGGUUAACCUGGUUCCGUCGUCACAAACGCGGCUGUAAAAUGUCAGAAACAUUGAGUGGUUACAGUCAUGACCAGUGGUCGCUGGCUUGGCAGCUGUAACUCAAAUUCCUCCACCUUCUGACAUGAACGCCAGCUCAUACACAUGUGAACAUGAUAAGACAUAGAGAUGUUGAUGCGAUACAUAUGACGCGUGAGAAAUGUGAGUGUAUCGGUGAUUUGCAGAAACGUAAAAAGGGAACUUUUCAUUUGAGUCGUAGGUGACCAGAAGCCUGAGUUGCUUACAGAAUUUGGGGUUUUUUUAUCUUUAUUUUUUCCAUUUUUAGAGAGCAGCAUUGACGUCAGCCCAGGCCUGCUGAAUUGCAGUGAGCUACAUAUCACCGUUUUGUCGAGCUGACGACAAAACAAAACGCAGAUGUUUUGCAGCAGAUUUUUCAGCAGCUGGUGUUCAAACAACGGGGAAUUUAAUUUAAAGGAUCACACGAAGGGAUGAAACCAUUAGACUAUACAUAUAUGUGUUACAGCUCAAGCCCAAGCACAGUAUCCAAUAAAUUCAAAUUUCUUUUAUUGGCCAUAAAAACAUUAACAACUGCUCAGGGCAAUAUUGGCAACUGUUCAAGCGUAAUACUUUAGAUUUGCUUUGGAAAAAUCUUCUUUAUGACAACUAAAAUUUACUCUCUUUUUUCCAUCUUGCAACACUUUUUUCACGUCUUUGUAUAUAUUUACGUCAGUUUUUCUGUUGCCUCCUCUUUAAAGAGAACACCGACCCCCUUCUUUGGACGUCCAGCCCCUUCCACCUCUCUCUCUGUCUCUCUCUCUGUCUCUCUCUCUCUCUGUCCAUCGAGCAUCUCACUCGCUGUCUGUGAUGGGGCUACCAACUGAAUCAUGGAGAUUUGUGGAUGUACUGUAUGUAUUGACUCUGUAAAUAGUAAAUAAAGUAAUGUAGAUGAACACAUAUAUAUAGAUCGGACUGUCCUGCCAAACCUGCAGCAGCACAACCCUCGAUCCUCUCGCGUUCCACCUAGAGCUAAACACUCAGCGGACCCACAGAGUUACAGUUGCUGAAAUUUAGUGCUGAUAAGAUAUUUUUGAGGAUUAUUGUCAGCUGUAGAUAUAUAUUUAAAAAAAAAAAAAAAGAAGAAGCAUUACUACAUUGCUGAGUUGCUGUGUGGUUUGUAGUCAGAGGCAAGAAAAAAAAAAUAUGAAAAAGCAGCAAAAAGCCCCAUCCCACUUAUCUCCUCUCCUCACGUUCCUCCCUCACAGGGACCACCACCUCAUUGGCAGGACAGUGUAUAGAUAUAUAUUUUUGUUCUGAGUGUUGUUGUACCUCUGUCGUCAGUCUCUGAACUACACUCUCACCAGACAAAAAGACAAAAAAA
Molecule: messenger RNA, 5302 nt
Organism: Acanthopagrus latus (yellowfin seabream)
Lineage: Eukaryota; Metazoa; Chordata; Actinopteri; Spariformes; Sparidae
Gene: pitpnab
Product: phosphatidylinositol transfer protein, alpha b
Exons: 12
Coding region: 276-1088 (270 amino acids)
Biological process (GO): phospholipid transport
Cellular component (GO): cytoplasm
Molecular function (GO): phosphatidylinositol binding; phosphatidylcholine binding; phosphatidylinositol transfer activity
Source: RefSeq, a predicted model, not a curated record